Messenger RNA from Racocetra persica, 503 nucleotides. The record is from the annotation of a GenBank genome assembly. NCBI's taxonomy places the organism in Eukaryota, Fungi, Glomeromycota, Glomeromycetes, Diversisporales, Gigasporaceae.
UUUAUUCGGAACAUGAGCUUAAAUUUCGUGAAUCUGUUGGAUCCAAGUGCAAAUCAGUUAUAUUUUUUGCUUUAGAUGGAUCCUUAUGCUUUGAAGCAAAAGCAAUCUUACCAACCAAUAGUAGGCAAAAUUGGGGAUCAAUACUUUAUGGUAUUGAUAGAGAUAAGUUUAGUUUUGAUAACAGUGAUAUUGAGAAAGGAAAUUAUAUUAAUGAUAGCAUAUAUUCAAGCAUAUACAAACUAUUGAUAGAUGCUGGGAAACGAGUCGUUUCUUUAAUUGGAUGGCAAUAUUUCCAUUCUGGACUUCUUGAAAAGAAUGUUGUUGAUUCUAUUUUCAUAUACACACCGUUAGAAGAUGAGAAUUUAUAUCAUGUAGAGAUGUUAAAAACAAAACAUGAAUGUUGGGUUUUUAAGCAUGAUGAAUAUGUUGUGAAUAAAUUUAAAGAGAUCAUUUCGACAGAUGAAUUCGCAAAUAUUAGUCUUUUUGUUAUUCAUCUUACAGAU